This is a messenger RNA of Solanum pennellii, 974 nucleotides long. RefSeq lists its product as uncharacterized. Lineage: Eukaryota; Viridiplantae; Streptophyta; Magnoliopsida; Solanales; Solanaceae. Bases 180 to 866 code for a protein of 228 amino acids. The record is from RefSeq and is a predicted model, not a curated record. The transcript is spliced from 4 exons.
AUAUUCAGUUAAUUCCAUAAGCUUUUAAUAUUUGUUUCCUUUCUUUCUAUUUAUUAAGUCCACAGUGUUUAUCUUUACCCACAGUCCCCACUAAACCAUUUGCUUUUCCCCUUUUUGGACUGGUAGAGAUGAGGGACUGAGAGUAAAAUUCACUACUAGUUGCAUUAUUGAGAAAAGAGAUGUCUUGGGAAAUCGAAGAGAUCGGAGAAGAUAGCAAGAGUGAAGUGAUUGGGAACAACAAAGAUGGAGGAGUGAUCAAUGAUGUUUAUGUAGCAGUUGGCAAGAAUGACAUGUAUGUUCUUCAAUGGGCACUUGAUCAUGCCAUCUCUCCAGGAAUUCGCGUAUGCCUUGUGCAUAUUUUUCCUCCCAUUACCUACAUCCCUUCACCAGUUGGCAAGUUAUCAAGUAGCCAACUGACCAGAGAGCAGGUGCAAGCUUACAUCAAUGAAGAGAGCAACAGACGGAAGAAUCUGUUGGAAAAAUACAUCCGCUUAUGCAAUGAUGCCAAAGUACCAGUAGAUACUGUACUUGUGGAGAGCAAAUCACCAGGCAAAGCAUUACUUGAUCUAAUAUCUGUUGUCAAUGUUACCAGCCUCGUUAUUGGAACUAAACGAUCACUUUCCACCAUACGAGUGAUGAAGGGACAUGGAAUUGGAGAAUAUGUUCAGAAGAAUGCACCAGCUUCCUGUCAAGUUAACGUCGUUGGUGAAGAAGGCAAGAAGAUAAAGAAAGGUGAAGCGGUGCAGCUAAAAGGCAAUUAUUCCAAUCCUCCUUCACAGCCGGAGAUUGCUAAACAAUCUAACAGGAAUUUAUUUGAAUGGAUGUGUUUUUCUCCCAAGUUCCAUGGAGAAGUCGGAAGAAAAUAACAAAAACGAAUUCAAAAUUUGAAUCUUAUAAAUUCGAUAGGCAACUGAACCUAUUAACUAUCCGUAACUAAUAGUACUAUAUCAAAUUUGACUUUCUGUUUUUUUUUU